Molecule: messenger RNA, 5153 nt
Organism: Xenopus laevis (African clawed frog)
Lineage: Eukaryota; Metazoa; Chordata; Amphibia; Anura; Pipidae
Gene: map3k9.L
Product: mitogen-activated protein kinase kinase kinase 9 L homeolog
Exons: 11
Coding region: 582-3902 (1106 amino acids)
Biological process (GO): MAPK cascade
Molecular function (GO): protein kinase activity; JUN kinase kinase kinase activity; nucleotide binding
Source: RefSeq, a predicted model, not a curated record
UCGUCGCUCUUACGAGGCACCUAAGUGAUGCGUCGCGGCGUUUACGUGUAGUCGUGACUCCGGUCUCGCGAGAUGAGAUUUGAAGCGUCGGGAUUUUGUGAAAGAGUGGGUGGAGGGAGCUUGCAGUGAACAGCUAUGCGGAAGGUGUAAGUGUCGAACCGGGACUGCGGGCUGUAUCAAGAAAAGCCCGGGCACGGUGCAUUUACGCGGAUUAGAGGAUGACGUUUGAACUCAGCCCCAGCCUGUCACAUUCUCAUACGGCUCUACCGGGACCGGGAAAACUGUGAUAAAACUAGGUGUAGAGAAAAGAUGCUGCUCUAGCAACCUCCCUCCUUCUGAAGUCUGCAGCUCACUGAAUGCAGAGGGCCUGGUAAUUGAUUGGUACCUGGUUUUAUUUGUGCCAAUCCCAGCAGUGCAACCUCAGGCUUCUCAGCAUCUUAUGAUAGCAGGCACCUUGCGUUGUACUAGUAAUACACGUCUUGACUUCUUAAAUAUAAUGACUUCUGAUCCACUUUCACAUUUAUUAGUCUGUGCAUGAGCACAAGGCUCUAAACCCUAAUCCUCCCCUAUGGAUCAUUUCAAUGGAGCCCCUCAGAUCUCUCCUCUCUUUGUCUGGCAGCAGCAAAACUACCUUUGGGGCAACUAGGGCUGGUGGAAAUGCCUCAGCGUUACCUGUGCCGUUGGUUUCAGAGGAGGAUGAAGAACAGGAGGAGAGAGGCAGUACACCGACUAGACAGGAUUGUAUGGAAGAAGAGGAUGACGGCGGAGGAGGAUCUGGUGAAGUUGCCAUUGCAGAACAGCCUUCGUCCUCCUCCUCCGCAACUAACCCUUUGUACUGGACGGCUGUGUUUGACUAUGAGGCAUCUGCAGAGGAUGAGCUGACCUUGCGUCUGGGUGACCUGGUCCAGGUUCUGUCCAAAGACUUCAGUGUGUCUGGCGAUGAGGGAUGGUGGACUGGAAAGAUCCAAGAUCGUGUGGGCAUCUUUCCCAGUAACUAUGUAACCAGGACACAGAGCUUCUCCAGCAAGCUACAGGGAAAGAGGGUGGAAGAGCUCCCCUGCUACCCAGCCUCAGCUUUGCAAUUAGAAGAAAUAGACUUUUCAGAGCUGGUCUUAGAAGAAAUCAUUGGAAUUGGAGGUUUCGGGAAGGUGUACCGUGCCAUCUGGGGACAGGAGGAGGUGGCUGUGAAAGCGGCCCGCCAUGACCCUGAUGAAGAUAUUAGCCAGACUAUUGAGAAUGUCAGGCAAGAAGCCAAACUCUUUGCAAUGCUUGAUCACCCAAACAUCAUCGCUCUUAAAGGAGUUUACUUAAAGGAGCCCAACCUGUGCUUGAUCAUGGAGUUUGCCCGGGGUGGAUCCCUAAACAGGGUGCUGUCUGGGAAGAAGAUUCCCCCUGAUAUCCUGGUGAACUGGGCAGUACAAAUUGCCAGAGGGAUGAAUUACUUGCACAAUGAAGCCAUUGUUCCUGUUAUACAUCGGGAUCUCAAGUCCAGCAAUAUUUUAAUUCUGCAAAUGGUAGAAGAUGGGGACCUGAGUAACAAAAUAUUGAAGAUCACAGACUUCGGCCUGGCAAGGGAGUGGCAUAGGACCACAAAGAUGAGCGCAGCUGGCACCUAUGCAUGGAUGGCACCAGAAGUCAUUCGCUCUUCUAUGUUCUCCAAGGGAAGUGAUGUGUGGAGCUAUGGAGUGCUGCUGUGGGAACUUCUAACUGGGGAGGUACCAUUCCGUGGGAUUGAUGGCCUAGCCGUGGCUUAUGGUGUUGCCAUGAAUAAACUGGCUCUUCCAAUACCUUCAACGUGUCCGGAACCUUUUGCAAGACUGAUGGAAGACUGUUGGAACCCUGAUCCUCAUUGCCGACCUCCAUUCACCAACAUAUUGUUCCAGCUUACCACUAUAGAGGAAUCUGGCUUCUUUGAGAUGCCCAAGGAGUCAUUCCAUUCACUGCAGGAAGAUUGGAAGCGUGAGAUCCAAGAGAUGUUUGAUCAGCUCAGGGCUAAAGAAAAGGAGUUGCGGAGCUGGGAAGAAGAACUGUCCCGGGCUGCAUUAGAACAGAAAAACCAUGAGGAACUGCUGAGAAGGAGGGAGCAAGAGCUGGCCGAGCGGGAGAUCGACAUUCUGGAACGGGAGCUGAACAUCAUCAUUCACCAACUUUGUCAAGAGAAACCCAAAGUGAAGAAGCGAAAAGGGAAGUUUAAGAAAAACAAACUAAAGCUCAAGGAUGGCAACAUUAUCAGCUUGCCUUCUGAUUUCCAACACAAAUUCACUGUGCAAGCUUCUCCGACCAUGGACAAAAGGAAGAGUUUGAUCAAUACAAAGUUCAGCCCCCCUGCAAGUCCGACAAUAAUCCCACGGCUGCGAGCCAUUCAGUUGACUCCUGGAGAUUCUAACAUCACAAAGAAUUGCAGCACUGCCGGCCUAAAGGAUGAAAGUGAAGAGGAUGAAAAGAAAGAGACAAAGAAGAAAGUCCGCACAUGGGCAUCAGGAGCACUGGGCAGCAGAGACUCUGGGGCAGGAGAAGAAGGUCUUAUUAGAGUUUCUGUCGAUGGAUUAAAGCCCAGUUCUCCUAACACAUCAAACCACCGGAAGCCCCUCAGAACUUCCUCAACACCUGGCUUCAAUGCUGUAAUCGAAACAGGGGUGGAGAAUAAUGCUGACACUGCAAACCAGACUGACACAAAAGAGGUCCAAACACCUACCCCAAACAAAUCCUACCUCUGCAUUCCAUUCCAUAAAGGAGAAGAUGUGGAGGGGCCCUUUAGCGACGCCAGUGAAAAUCCCACACCUGUGAAUUCUGCAAACAGCACCCCACAGCUUACUCCCACCAAUAGCCUCAAGCGUGGAUCCCAGCAUAAGAGGUGCUCAUUAGUUCUCCUUGGUUGUGGGUCUCUCCUUGCUACUGUAGGUUUAGGCUUUGACCUUAUGGAAGCAGGCAAGUGCCAGUUAGGUCAAGAAGAACCAGAACCAAAGGAAGAGAAGAAAAAAAAGGAAACUUUUUUUCAGCGUGCUGCCCGUCCCAGGAGAAGCACCAGCCCUCCGUCAAAAAAACUCUUUAGAAAAGAAGAGUCUCCAUCUCAUCCAGCUGAACCCACAACGUCUCUCACUCUGCAGUCUUUGUCUUCCAUAUCUGAAUGUAAUUCUACACGCUCAUUGCUACGCUCCGAUAGUGACGAGCUUAUAGUAUACGAAAUGCCCACUUCUCCAGUGGAGGAACAGCCGCCGGUUGUUAUUAGUCCAUUAGUCAAUGUGCACAUAGAAACAUUUAAACGGGAUCCCAACCAGUCCCUCACACCAACCCAUGUAACUAUGAAUUCCAGAGUCCAUCAGGCACACAGAAGGACUCCUUCUGAUGGAGCUAUUAAGGCAGUCUCUGUAAUUGCUAAUGGAACAUCACCUAAUAAUUGCUUUGUAAGCUGUACGGGAACAAGUAAUGUACCUUCCCCAAGUCGAGACAUGCACGAUUUCCCACGUCUCCCAGAUCCCAACCUCAUUUUUCCUCCUACCCCCCGGCGCUGGAACAUACAGCAGGACUCUGCUUUGGAAAGGCCUAAGACCUUGGAAUUUGUUGCAAGGCCACGACCUUCCACUAACAGGCAAAGACUUGACUCUUGGUGGUUUGUUUCUCCCAGCAGAAACCGCAGUGAGUCUCCUGCUAACAGCUCAUGCACUGAUACUCCAAGCAAUCUGGAUUCUUGCUUUGCCAGCAGCAGUGGCAGCACUGUGGAAGAGAGACCUGCCUUUACGGGCUUCCUUCCAUUCCAGGUGGCUCACCCCAUCAUUGAACGGACUCUGCUGGAUGCGGAUGUAGAAGGCCAGAGCCAGGACAGCACUAUUCCUUUAUGCAGAACCAAACCUAACACUUCUAAAACAGCAACCUGUGAACAAAAACCAGAUUUUUGGUCUUAAAGAUUGGCUCAUUCAUUACGCUAGCCUAAAACAAGAUACAGCCACAAAUCUUGCACUGAAUGCACUUUGAGGAUUUGAUGAAAUCACUGGAAGUCUAUAUGAGAUUUAGUCAAUACGCUGCUUGACCAGUUAACCACAGCUGUUUCAUUCCUAGGCAGUGACCUCUCUGAAAUCCUCUAUAGCCUGCAAGAAUUCACUAGAAAAUCUUUUUUUUUUUUUUUUUUAAUAUUUUUUUAACCACUAUAUUAUGUUAACGUGAACAAAAUUCCCAAAUAUUCGCCAUUUGUCCAUAUUUCCAUUAUGUUUUGUGCUUCGUGUUAUCUAUCACUCACUCUGUGAGCAGCCCAUUUGCCAGUGAUACACACAGAAGCAGCAGAAGUCAAGUUGACUUUUCAAGUGCCAUUUCCUCCACGUGGCUCAAGUCUUUUCUGAUAUAUGCAAAUGGGAUUAUGGGAUUUUCUCUGCAGUAUUUUUUCUGCAUAUUCCAAAACAGGUCGCUCACACUGGUCACUGGGUUCCCUGGCCUUGGCCAGUAAACCCUGCACUGACACUCCUAAUAUUUUCCCUCUGGCAAUAUUAAUGUCGAACAUAGCUGUGCAUUUUACACUGGACCAACCCCAAAGACGAGGAGCAUUAAAAUUAGGAAAAGAUAUUGCUUGGACGUAACUGGAACGUAACCCUGUUUGUGCGUCUGCAUUGCCGCUCUCCAUGUUCUUGUUGCCCUCUGUCAUGCUGUUGUUUGUGUUAUCUGUUGUUCAGACUGAGGUUUUAGCAUUUUCUCUUGAAUGGGCAUACAUUUAGUGCCAUGAAAAUAUUCUUCUGUAGCUGCAUGGAUAUAUUAUAAAUUAAGUACAAAACAUCCAUAUAUGGCCUCUUGGCUACAACAACAUAAGAAUGAUGAAUGUGACCUGCAGUGCACUGCUAUAAUUGAGGGGCCAUGUUAAAGGGCAAGUACUCCGGCUCCAUUAUGGACAGUGCAGUGCUGCUCACUUUUCCCCAGUCUUACUUUAUGCUUUAAGACAAACCAGAUAUUAGCUCGUAUGUGUGUGUGCGAUUGUUCCUAUGUAUGGGGCGUGUCAUAUUUGUUUGUGUGUUGUCUGACCCUUUGGAAAUUAUUUUCUAAAGAGGAAUAUUUUCCUUUUUAUUUAUUUUUUUUUAAAGACCGCUCCAUGUCUAAUAUUCCGAAUCCAAAUUAGUGUCAUUGUGGGCAGAUUCUUAAAGUAGAACUAAAGCCUAACUAAGUAGCUAGAA